AUGGUCCGCAUUGUUUCCUCUUCCGGUAGCGGAAGCUUCAACUCGUCAUCGCCCACAACCAUCUUCUCCAGGGCAAGAGAAUCAGGGAGUGAGUCAGAUACCGAGACCGACUAUAGUGACUCCGAGUCCGAGUCCGAGUCCGCAUUUCACGGUCAAGGUCCCGUUCCCGUAUUCGUACUCGUUCGAAACCGCGAAGAAGACACCACUCUCAUGCCAAACCUCAAAGGGCGUCUCACAAUCGUCAACGACGACGACAGCCACGGCCACACUCCGGCCUGCGGUCCAGAUCUCAAUCUCAAUCUGAAUCUCAAUCCCGAUCCCGAUCUCAAUCCCAUUCAAGGUCGCGAAGAGCCUCCUCUCAUUUUCGUCGUUCCCGUUCCCGUUCUCGCUCGUACUCGUGCUCAAAAUGCCAAUCUCAGUCCCCAGACUACAACAGACACAGCCAUAGCCAUAGCCGUAACCAUGGCCAUCAACACCGACAAGCAGAUUCAGACGCAGUCCUCCUCUCCAACCGCCUGCAAAACCUACAGAUCAGUAGCACAAAGAACUCGGAGUAUGAAACGGCGGGAUCAUACCGGUAUCUUCCUGCUGACAAGGGAAAGAGAUGGUCCGGUCCGCUGGCGAGUGAUGAGGAUUACGAUUAUGGUGGGCGUCCUGAGCCAGAAGUAA
Molecule: messenger RNA, 669 nt
Organism: Sordaria macrospora k-hell
Lineage: Eukaryota; Fungi; Ascomycota; Sordariomycetes; Sordariales; Sordariaceae
Source: RefSeq, a predicted model, not a curated record